CUCUUUCCCUGUUCCGCGGUUUCCGAUUCUGCGCAGUGGAGCCCGCUCCGCCUCAGCUGAGCUUUUUGAGAGUUGUGCGGAAAAAAAAACUGAUGAAGUCCAGAAAACUUGUAGCAAAGUAGCGAUAAGAGCAGCGAUGAGUGUACCAGCCGUCGACAACACCGUGUCAUCGGGCAAUGCUUCGGUCGCGAUCCCUGCUGACAUGAGCGGGCAAAUGUUAGAUCUAGAUGAAGACGAUGACUUGGAAGUUUUCAGUAAGGAUACGACUAUCACAGACGGGAGCUCUUUCAACGCCUCCAUGCAGACCUCACCAGCUUCAAUGAUCAACCAGUACAAGUUUGAGGAAGAAGAGGAAGAUGUUGGCACCAAAGAUAUUUUCGUCACAGUCGAUAACCCUGAGAGUCACGUGACUGCCAUUGAGACAUACAUCACCUACCGGGUCAUGACCAAGACCACACGGAGCGAGUUUGACUCUAGUGAGUUUGAGGUGCGAAGACGAUACCAGGACUUCCUGUGGUUAAAGGGACGCCUGGAAGAAGCUCAUCCUACGCUCAUUGUUCAUCCUCUGCCAGAGAAGUUUGUGAUGAAGGGAAUGGUGGAGAGGUUUAAUGAAGAUUUCAUAGAGACCAGAAGAAGGGCUCUGCACAGGUUUCUUAACAGAAUAGCAGAACAUCCCAUUUUCUCCAGCACUGAAGACUUUAAGAUCUUUCUCACAGCUGCAUCUGAGGAGCUGAUCUCUCAUAAGAAGCAGGGUCCGGGGUUUCUGAGCCGGAUGGGCGAGACGGUGAAGGCCGUUGCUGCUUCUGUUCGAGGUGUCAGGAACCGGCCGGAGGAGUUUAAUGAUAUGCAGGAGUAUGUGGAGGCCUUCAGCCAGAAGAUCAACUCACUCGAUAAAGUCACUCAGAGGAUCAUCAGAGAGCAGAGAGAGUACCUGGAGGAGCUGAAGGAGUGCGGGCCGACGUACACACUGUGGUCAAACUCCGAGCAGGAACUGGCUGAACCCCUGAAGAACAUGGCCGACUGUCUGGACAGAUGCUAUAAGGAGACAGACGAGCAGGUCAAACAGCUGAACGAUCAGCUCAGUCCAGCUCUUCAUGAGUACGUGCUCUGCACAGAGACGCUCAAGGCAGUAAUAAGGAGGCGAGACAACAUCCAGGCGGAUUUCGAAGCCAAAACCGAAGCUCUCGCCACCAAGAAGGCCGACAGAGAAGCGGAUUCUAAGGUGCUGAGUUUAGCAUGGGACAGCUUGGUGGGACGAUCCCCUGAGGAGGUCAAACAGCAGAGACAGCAGAAACUUAAGGCAGAGAUUAAGGAGAUGAAAGAUGACCUGGAAAAGUUGGAGGACCGGCUGGAGUGGGCAAAUAAUGCACUCAAGAGUGACUGGACCCGCUGGAACAAGGUCAUGAGAACUGACCUGCGAUCAGCCUUUGUUGACACAGCGGAGAGGAAUGUCAGCUACUAUGAAAAGUGUUUGGCUAUAUGGGAGUCCUUCCUGCAUUCUCAAAGGACAGACGCUGAAGCAAAUGGAAAGGCUGACUUUUCCUGAUCUCCCAUGGUGCUUUUAGGUGAACGGGACCACACCAAAACCGCUUUUAUUCCAAAACAUACCAAUAAUAUCCUAUUCAGAGACUGAAACACCAAAGAGAGACAGAGAGAGAGUCAUCCUAAAACAAGCGUUCAGCAACUGACCCUGUAAUAGAAGAAUCAUUUCCUGUCAAAUUAUACUGCCAAAUCUUUUAUACUAAGACUAGCGUUUCAUUUUUGUUUCUAAGAGUUUAAAACUAUAAUAAUAAUAAUAAUAAUAAUAAUAAAUGCAAUCCCCGGAAAGUGAAGAUGCAUACAUUAUUGCGUCAUGUGACCUUUCUGUUGACGAUUUUAUCCACAUGACGUUUGAGGUUCAUAUGUCUUGGCCUUUCACUGAUCAAUGCAAAUGCUGUUUACCUCUUUUCAAAGCUGCCUUGAUGCCCAAAAACCAUUGGAUUAGUGGAUAAACAAAAAAUAAAUGCACUCUGAAUGGAUGCUUUUUUGCAUUGGACUGAAUUGAUCUCCGUGCUAUUCCAUUCAGGUUACCAAAGCCACGUCUUUAUGCAAACAUUGAAGAAGAUGCUGACAUUCCGCAACUGUUUACAUUGAUUCUAAAAUGCAGAAAUCAAGAGAGUUUAACUAAAGCCUUUGAAUAUGAAAUGAGUGCAUUUUACAGUGUGAUUUCUGAAUGUGGUGCACUAACAGCAGAAUGUGGAGUAAAUUUCAAAUGAUUUAAAACUAUGCCUUUUACAGACGAUUAGAAAAAUGAUUGUCUUGGAAUUAUCUAUGUAUUCUUUGAAUAUAUAUAUAUAAAAAAAUGCUGUUAUAAAAAAAAAAAAAAGUGUGUUUUAAUUCUAUCUUGCUUGGCAAAGUGAAUAAUGAAUGUUAAACAAGGUUACAAAUCCCAAAAUGAUCACAUGAAGCAUUACAAUAGAGGUCUGCAUUCCCCCGACCAGAUGUCUUGCAGCGCAGAAAUGAAUUUCCGAACACGGUAACGGUCAGUGUAAAUUGAACCGGAGCGGACGGGCUAAUAAUAUAGCAUGCCAACGUUAUUUCGGAACAGCAUAUCAUAUAAUACCUCAAAGUUUUAGCCUUUAGCAGUCAAGACUGGAACCUCAAGUUUAAGGCAGCACUCAUGUCUCAUCACAAAUGGGUAAACAAAACUGACAUUUAGCCAACAUCCUUGCACAACCUACAAUUUUAUGUUAUCUCUGAUUGGGCUGAAGAAUGGCUGAAUAUAUAGCAGGAGCGGUUGGGUGCAGAAUGACGCCCCAUUGACACGGUCAAAGCUUGACUGAAGGCGUGUCAGAAGUGAUUGUCUUAGAAGCGUCAGCCAAUGAAACUCAGUCAGCAAUAGGCCACUGUCUAGCUAGUAUAUUUGCAUACAGUGAUCUGAUUGGCUGAGGCUUCCGUCGGCGCUUGAAAAGUUGAGCUAGUCCCAACUUCUGCAGCAAGCAACGCCUCUGAAGUGGCGCCAACGGAUCCACAAUGCAGUUCCGCAACGCCUGAUGUCACCCAUUCAAAGUGAAUGGGAAGCGUUGACGCUGACGCCCUGUGUGCAUGGGGAGUAAAACCCUGCGGGAGUGGGACUAAAAAGUUAGUCCUGCUCAGACCCCUUCUUUAAAAUGCUGCUUUAAAAACUCUUUGCUUUUCUGGAUCAAGGUGGAGCCAAGCUGGAGCACUCACUCUGAUCUCCCGGACUCUGCAUUGGUUGGGAACAUUUCAAAUUGAAAAAAAAAAAAAAAAAAACACAAGA
Danio rerio (zebrafish) is the source of this 3280-nucleotide messenger RNA. Lineage: Eukaryota; Metazoa; Chordata; Actinopteri; Cypriniformes; Danionidae. The record is from RefSeq and is a predicted model, not a curated record.